CUCUAAUGUUGAGUGUUAGCCAAAAAACUUUGAAGAGUGUUAUUUGGUGUAAUUAGGUUAAAGAAAUUCACUGUGCUUAUAAUACAUUAUUUUAAAUAUAUAGAUUAAAAGCUUAUGAGGAUUUGCAAAUAGUAUAAUACAUAGAAAUGGUUAGAACUAUUUAUGCGCCAGAAUACUGCUUACAAUAUUUGGAACAAUAUGCUUCGAAAGGUCCAUACGUGAUCGGGCUAAUUAUCGGACAGAUUACAGAGUCCCGUGAAAAUGUCGUUCAUCUAGCAAAAACACCAGAGGAAAAGAGUCCUGAUGUUGUUUCUGAAUCGAGUUUUACAUCAGAAAAGUCUGAUUUAUUACGAGAUAUAUUGGGAUUAUCUGAAACGUGGGUAGCUGACCAUGCAAAGCAUGUUACUAGAAUGCUUCCUGGAGGACUGUUUGUCCAAGGAAUUUUCAUCACUAGUGGAGAGGAAAUUUUUGAAGAUCCUAAUUACUUUAGUAAAAUGAAGUCAGUUUUAAAUUAUACCCACAAAGCCUUAAGUGCAAACCCGUAUAUGUAUGGUAGCUAUCCCCAUUCAAAUGAGAGACUCAUUUUACAUAUGUCUACAAAUACCAAGGUAUUAACAUGUAAAAGUGUUGAAGUUGGAACUGGAGUUAAAACAUCAAUAAAACCUGUUGAAUGGAAGUUCCUAGCCAAACCACAGCAAUGGCAAUGUCUAGAAUGUUAUUUUGAGUUUGAUGAUAUUUAUCCAGUUGUUGUAAAGAAGAGUGGAAUAUCAGUGAAACAACAAUUUCAGCAAAUACUGGAGUCUGCCCAUAAAACAAUUGAAUCAAGUGUAAUGUUUAUUGAUGGAGAACUUAAACAAGAUUCAGAACCAUUGGAACAGAUAAACAAAAAGAAGAAACUAAAAAGCAGCACCAAAACUGCUCAAGACACUCCAAAAUCAAUGAAUGUGUCUCUAUUUGUGCCUUUUCAAAACUCAUUACCAGAUACUGUAGAAUAUCUGGAGUGUGAUGGUAAUAUUCAUUUCAGUGGAGUGGUAGCUUCAAGUGUAUUUAUGUAUCCUAAAGCUACUGUAAGGGAAGCAAUUGAUGCAGUAAAACAAGAUAUUAUACGUUCACUUGCUUCUAGAUUUACUAUGCAUUGUGAUGCUUUGAUUGAUGAUAAUUUAUUACCCGAAGAGAAAGUUUGUUUCAAUGAACCACCUCGGCGAGUCUUGGUGCCUGUCGGAUCCUUAUACCUUUGUGAUUAUUUGUUCCCUGGUGAAGCUCCAGCGGAGGCAUUACUAUCUGUGAAAGAGUUACUUGACGUGCAAAUUACUGAAGGAGAUGUUAUUUGUGAUGUAGAGACACCUGCAGAUACAUCCGAAUUUGACGCGUUAGAUGGCAGUGAUACUUGUAGUGAAGAAAUAUUGGCCACGCCACAGGAAGCCAGCCAAUUUAUGUACAUUACGGGAAUUUGUUUCGCCAUGUUCGUCUUAGUCGUUUCUAUAUUAAUUCACUAUUAUGAUGUUAUAAUGCUUUUUAUUAGUAAAUUAUUGCCGCGUUCGUAGACAAAGCAAAAUCUAUACAAAUAUUGAAAAACGCUUUUUAUUUUGGUUGUUGACAGACUAUUUAUGUAUAUUGCUAUAGUUUGUAUGGGUAAUAAUAAUAUAUUGAGUUGCACCUGUUUUGUACAGAUUGCUAUAUGUAAUUUUAAUAUUAAUAAAAUAUUUUUUAUAUUA
This is a messenger RNA of Leptidea sinapis, 1715 nucleotides long. Its product is annotated as protein odr-4 homolog. The transcript is spliced from 7 exons. The record is from RefSeq and is a predicted model, not a curated record. Gene Ontology annotation, cellular component: endomembrane system. Bases 147 to 1544 code for a protein of 465 amino acids. NCBI's taxonomy places the organism in Eukaryota, Metazoa, Arthropoda, Insecta, Lepidoptera, Pieridae. Gene Ontology annotation, biological process: intracellular protein localization.